Molecule: messenger RNA, 3598 nt
Organism: Aedes aegypti (yellow fever mosquito)
Lineage: Eukaryota; Metazoa; Arthropoda; Insecta; Diptera; Culicidae
Product: lysosomal alpha-mannosidase
Exons: 6
Coding region: 280-3522 (1080 amino acids)
Biological process (GO): mannose metabolic process
Cellular component (GO): lysosome
Molecular function (GO): carbohydrate binding; alpha-mannosidase activity
Source: RefSeq, a predicted model, not a curated record
GUUUGCUCGCAUCAGUCGCCGGUGACUAUUCGCUUCCGACGGUUGCAUCUUCGGCUUUGUGGGUCUAUAGAAAUUCUUCGCGUCCGGUUCAGAGUGAUCGCUAUCAGGAUCUUCGUGUGUAGAACCAGUGUCAUUCAUUAUCAUACGGCUCAUUGUCCGAGAUCAUUAUCAAUUUGUGACCAAUUGAGGGCCCGUGUGUGGAUGCUUUGUGAUUAAGUGAUCGUUAAGUGUAAUGUUCUGAGGGAAAAGGGAAAGAAGCAUAAGAACGUUCGAUCCACAAUGGUGAUCAGUUCGGGAAGGCUGGCGAUCGUCGCACUGGUCGUGGCGUUCGUUUGCCUUGCAGAUAGUGGUUUGGCGAGUCCGCGAAGGCAGCAACGCUGGCGCAAUGGGAACGGGUUCUACCGAAGGGAUCAACGAGGGAAUUAUCAGGAAUAUUCUGGGGCGUUUCGCGCGGAGGGAAAAUGUGGCUACGAGUCAUGUCCGGAGAUCAAGAAAGAUAUGCUGAACGUCCAUCUGGUACCACACACCCAUGACGACGUCGGCUGGCUGAAAACCGUUGAUCAGUACUACUACGGAAGUCGUACCCUGGUCCAGAAGGCGGGCGUGCAGUACAUCCUGGAUUCAGUGAUAGAAUCGCUGCUCAAGGAUCCCUCGAGGAGAUUUAUCUACGUGGAAUCAGCAUUCUUCUUCAAGUGGUGGAAAGAGCAGACGCCGGAAUUGCAGGACAAGGUUCGAGAUCUGGUGAAUGAGGGACGAUUGGAGUUCAUUGGAGGAGCUUGGAGCAUGAACGAUGAGGCUACGACUCACUAUCAGAGCAUCAUCGAUCAGUUCACAUGGGGGUUGAGGUUGCUGAACGACACCUUUGGGGAGUGUGGACGACCUCGGAUUGGAUGGCAGAUAGAUCCGUUCGGGCAUUCGCGGGAACAGGCUUCGAUUUUCGCACAGAUGGGUUUUGAUGGGUAUUUCUUUGGAAGGUUGGAUUAUGAGGAUAAGAGGGAACGGUUAUCUAUGAAGAAUCCGGAAAUGAUUUGGAAAUCGAGUGCCAACUUAGAGGACUCUGACAUGUUUACGGGAGUUUUGUACAACGUUUAUCAACCUCCUCCUGGAUUCUGCUUCGAUAUACUUUGCUCGGAUGAACCAUUUAUCGACAAUCCAUACAGCGCUGAGAAUAACGUGGAAAGUAAGGUUGACCAGUUCAUAAUCACUGUUAAGAACAUGAGUUCGUCUUACCGCACUAACAACAUUGCACUUACGAUGGGUGAAGACUUUCACUAUCAGUAUGCUGAAAUGUGGUUCAAGAACCAAGAUAAGCUUAUAAAAUACACCAACGCCAAACAGGCCAACGGUUCCAAUGUGAACGUCUUCUACUCCACGCCAUCCUGCUACCUGAAAUCCUUGCACGACGCGGACAUAACUUGGCCAACCAAGAGCGACGACUUCUUCCCGUACGCUUCCGAUCCGCAUGCCUUUUGGACCGGUUACUUCACUUCACGUCCCACGAUCAAGCGUUUCGAACGAGUUGGCAAUCAUUUCCUGCAAGUCUGCAAACAGCUAACCGCGUUAACUCCCAACAAAGAGAAUCAUUUCACUCCACAUCUCAAUGUGCUGCGAGAAGCUAUGGGUGUCAUGCAACAUCACGAUGCCGUUACCGGCACCGAAAAACAACACGUGGCCAAUGACUACUCCCGAAUGCUACACAGAGCGAUCGAAGCUUGUGGAGCGAACACUCAGGUUGUUCUGAACCAAAUUGCUGAUCCUGCUCAGAAGAAGGGUUUGGCCAAAAAGUUCUCCCAUGGAAUCACUCGGGAUUUCACUUUCGAGUUCGAGACCUGCCAUCUGUUGAACAUCAGCAAAUGUGAAAUGACGGAGUCUAAGGACAACUUCAUGGUCACUUUGUACAAUCCACUCGCCCAUUCUGGCUAUCAGUACGUUAGAUUACCGGUUUCCGGCAAAAAAUACAUCGUUAAGGAUUAUCGUGGCGUUGAAACACCUUCGCAGAUGGUUCCAAUUGCUGAAUCCGUUCUGGACCUAAACUAUCGCUUUAGCAACGCAAGCUACGAGUUGGUCUUCCUUGCCAACGAGCUACCUCCGCUCGGGUACAAGUCCUACUACGUUUCGCGUAUCAUCGAAACCGUUGAUGACUUCAUACAGAAUCCUUCUAAUCCUACGGCGCAACUUCAGUCGGAUCAACCCCACAAACAGUGGCACUCGGAAGAAGUCACUAUUGGAAACAAGUACUUGAAUGUCAGUUUCGAUACCAACGGUUUCCUAAGUACCAUAACGUUGAACGGAGUUGCGCAUCGACUGCGGCAGACAUUCGUCUACUACGAAGCUGCCAUGGGAAACAAUGUAGCCUUCAGAAAUCGUUCAUCCGGAGCGUACAUCUUCCGCCCCAAUGGAACCGAUAGCGCGAUAACCGAUAGUGUCCAGCUCAAGGUAUUCCGUGGCAAUGUCGUUCAAGAGGUUCACCAGGUGUUCAACGAGUGGGUUAGUCAGGUGGUUCGAGUCUACGCCGAUGAGAACCACGUCGAAUUCGAAUGGAUGGUGGGACCCAUUCCCAUUGAGGAUCGAGUCGGUAAGGAGAUCGUGUCCAGAUUCUACACGGCUGCUCAAUCGAAUGGAGUGUUCUGGACGGAUUCCAAUGGUCGCGAGAUGAUCAAACGGAAGAGAAACCAUCGUGACACCUGGGAUUUGCACUUAGAAGAAACAAUUGCUGGAAACUACUAUCCGGUAACGGCAAAAAUCGCUUUGGAAGACGAAAACAUACGAUUGGCUGUGUUGAACGAUCGUGCUCAGGGUGGAUCAAGCCUGGAGGAUGGAGCGUUGGAGUUGAUGGUUCACAGGAGGCUGCUACAUGAUGAUGCGUUCGGAGUGGAGGAAGCAUUAGACGAACGCGCAUUCGGCCGGGGACUUGUAGCUCGUGGUAAGCACUACGUAGUGUUUGGACCGAAGAAGACAAGCAGCCCCACUUUGCAAGCGAAGGAACGCUUCCUGCAGAACCACGUUCUACUGCCCAACUGGGUUUUCUUGAGUGACGUUUCUAAGUUCAGUUAUGAGGAAUGGCAGAAGCGUUUCAACAAUAUCUACUCGGCCCUUUCGCUCUCCCUUCCACUCAACGUCAACCUGAUGACGUUCGAACCGUGGAAGGACAACAGCCUUCUGGUGCGCUUCGAGCAUCUACUGGAAAAAGACGAGGACCCAAUGUACUCCAAGCCGGUUAGGUUCAACCUGCAGGACAUCUUCCGCUCGUUCAGCAUCGAAGAAAUCCGUGAAACUACCCUUGCUGGCAACCAGUGGAAAGAGGACAACAAACGCUUCCAAUUCAAGGCGGAUCCCAACUAUUUGAAGCAAAUCACACGGGCAGAAAUUGUCAAUCCGUUCAACGGUACCGAGAGAGUGGUGAAGAAAGACGAUCAACCGGCAGUGGAGAACUUGAAGAACGUCAGCAACGAAGGGUUCGAGAUUGUGCUGGGUCCGAUGCAGAUUCGGACCUUCGUGAUGCAGCUGGAGUUUAGGCCAUAGACAGAUUUUGCAGUUCGAAAAAUGUAGGGUUUUAAGAACGACUGAUUCUAUCAAAAUAGAGUAUGUGAGAUGAGUU